AUGGUGGGUUUCAAUAGCACCAGCUUCCACCCUGCGACGUUCCAGCUGACCGGGUUCCCAGGCCAGGAGGCGGUUUACCACUGGAUCGCCAUCCCCUUCGUUGUGUUAUACGUCACUGCCGUGGUGGGGAAUUGCCUUGUUCUCUGCAUUGUCUGGGUAGACCGGCAUCUCCACCAGCCCAUGUAUCUGUUCCUUUGCAUGUUGGCAGUCAACGAUGUUGGAAUGUUUCUGACAACCCUGCCCACCGUGCUUGGCACCUUCUGCUUCCAUUCCACAGACAUCGCUUUCAACGCCUGCCUGGCCCAGAUGUUUUUCAUUCACUUGUUUUCCCACAUGGAGUCGGGGAUUUUACUGGCCAUGGCGUUCGAUCGCUUGGUGGCCAUCUGUAACCCGCUGCGCUACGCAGCCAUCUUGACCCGCCCCAGGAUCAUGGGAAUCGGGCUGGCUGUUGUGGUUAGAAACUUCAGCGUGGUGUUUCCUGUUCCCUUUCUCAUUAAACGCUUGCCGUUCUGUCGCUCCAAUGCCCUCUCCCACGCCUACUGUCUGCACCCUGACGUGAUGAAGCUGGCAUGUGCGGACAUCUCAGUCAAUAAUAUCUAUGGCUUAUUUGCUGUUCUCCUUGUCUGCGGAAUAGACCUGUCGCUUAUUUCCAUCUCCUACGUUGUAAUUGUGAAGACAGUUUUAAAUAUUGCAUCCAAAGAGCAGCGCCUCACAGCCCUGAACACCUGCAUCUCCCACAUCUGCGCCGUCCUACUCUUCUUUGUCCCAAUAAUUUCCCUUUCUGUUAUUCACAGGUUUGGGAAAAAUGUCCCUCAUGUUGUGCAAAUCCUUAUGUCCUAUGUCUAUCUCUUUGUCCCUCCUGUGUUAAACCCUGUCAUUUACAGUGUGAAAACAAAGGAGAUUCGCAAGGGGAUCUUCCGCCUGUUCUCUAGAGACAUAAUGUAA
Molecule: messenger RNA, 945 nt
Organism: Pelodiscus sinensis (Chinese soft-shelled turtle)
Lineage: Eukaryota; Metazoa; Chordata; Testudines; Trionychidae
Source: RefSeq, a predicted model, not a curated record